Molecule: messenger RNA, 3486 nt
Organism: Rhineura floridana
Lineage: Eukaryota; Metazoa; Chordata; Lepidosauria; Squamata; Rhineuridae
Product: probable E3 ubiquitin-protein ligase HERC6
Exons: 22
Coding region: 89-2983 (964 amino acids)
Biological process (GO): protein ubiquitination; ubiquitin-dependent protein catabolic process
Molecular function (GO): ubiquitin protein ligase activity
Source: RefSeq, a predicted model, not a curated record
AGCAGCUGCGUGCAGGAGAUGCUCAUUCGGCUGGAGAAAAGUUCCGUCAAAGUUUGCGCGAGAAAGGUGGCCUGUAAGGGGCCAAACCAUGCUGUACUGCUGGGGAACCGGCUCCUCUGGCCAGCUGGGCCUGGGCGAGGAAGGGGCCCCCGAGCCGGUCCCUUUCCGUCGGGGCCCAGAAGUAGCCGGGGGGCAAGAGGUGGUGAUGGUAGCCUGCGGGACGCGGCACACGCUGCUGCUUUGCGCCGACGGCAGCGUGGCUUCCUGCGGGGACAACGCUCAGGGGCAGCUGGGCAGGAGGCUUCCACCGGGAGGGCAGCGCUCCUACGUGCCAGAACUAAUCCAAGCACUGGAAGUGCAGACUAUUGUCCAUCUAAGCUGUGGGAAGGAGCACUCGUUGGCCAUUUGUAACCGUGGAAAGGUUUUCUCAUGGGGAGCUGGUGCUUUCGGACAGCUAGGCUCUGGAGAAUUAAAAGACCGUUUAAUUCCAAAGAACGUGGAUGGUUUAUCUAAACACAAAAUAAUACAAGUUGCUUGUGGUCACUAUCACUCCAUAGCACUGGCAAAAGAGCAAAUCUUCAAACCAUAUUCAAUAGCUGCUCUCAGGAACCUUGAUGUGAUUGAUGUUAGCUGUGGAGAUGAACAUACCGCUGUUCUCACUCAGAACGGCAGUGUAUUCACAUUUGGAGAUAACAGUGCUGGACAACUGGGACGUGGCUCUUCAGCCCAAAAGACUGGUCCUCAAAAAGUUGACUGGAUUGAUGGUCCAGUUUCUCAUCUGGCAUGUGGAAGCUAUCAUACUGUUUGUAUCUCUGCUUCUGGGCAGCUUAUAUCUUUUGGACAUGGACCUUGGCAGCAUGGCGGAAGUGGAGCAUCUCGUAGCAAACUGGAUGAGACAGGGUGCUUCAACAUCAGUGCUCUGGCUUCUAAUGAAUUAUUGGGUAUCCAAGUAAAGCAAAUUUUUGCUGGAACAUCCAUCAGCUUUGCCACAACAUUUCAGACACAGGUUUCUGCAUGUGCAAAUAAAAGCACCUUUAUGGAAGCCUUGCCAAAGAUUAACCUGAUGGACAGGAUGCUGACAGAGAAAUGGUUGUUGGCAACAGCUGAAAGUGAGACGCGGCAGACAGCUAAAAGAGAAAUAGAAGCAGUAUUUUCCUCCCCUCCUUGUUUAACAGCAAGCUUUUUGAAACCACGAUCUGCUCUGGAGACUGGCUGCUGUAUAACUGUGGAUCUGCAAAAAGCAAGAGAAUUGCUUGAAGAGAUUUCCAAAAGGGACUGGAUUGCUGGCAGGAUCUCUUUCUCUCUGCUGAACCACCUGAUUCCUGCCCUUCCACUAAAUUCUCCUCACCAGGAGGCUCUCUCUAUCUUCCUUCUGCUGCCUGAGUGCACUGCAGCACUUGAAACCCAGAAGCUGCGGUCCGUGGCUAUUUCCUUUGCAACAGCGGUCAACAACCUGAGCAAGCGCUCUUCAGAGAUUCUAGAAAAAUAUUGGUCCUUAUUGCCAGCCUCAGAUUUCAACCAAAUUGUUCAAAUGCUUAAGAAGGCCGUGUUAUCUCAGCUGUCCUGUUAUGACUUCUAUUCUGAGUGCCAGGAAGUGAUCCCUCUCCUGAAAGUGCUGAAAAAGCUAUACAAGGUCAACAAGAGGGCUAAUUACAAGCUCCAGUUAAGCAACUUCUACAUUGAUGAACUCCGUGAAAUAAUUAGUCCCUCUGUAGAUCUGCUAAGAUGGCGUGUAUGGAAUGAUGCCCUUAAAUUUGCCGAGGACGACUGUACCUUCGCUUACUAUUGCUUUCAUUUCACCUUCAAUCUGCUGACCAAGAUGGAGAUAUUUCAUUGCGAGACCUAUUGCCUGCAAGAGAUUGCAAAGGAAAAUGCUGGGGCCACAUUGGUACGCAAUCGACUCCUGAGAAUCGGUGAACUCCCUAAGCUGCCUGUUUUCCUUUUGAGGGUGAGACGCAAGAACCUUGUUGAAGAUACUAUGCGCAAACUUAGUCAAGUGGAGGACGACUACUUGAAAAUGCAACUGUUGAUUGAAUUUGAAGGAGAGAUGUCUCAAUUUGAAUCUGGAGGGAUUUUGUUAGAAUUCUUUUCCUACGUGUUUGAGGAGAUGGUGCAGCCAGACUACGGAAUGUUUAUGUACUGUGAGCACUCUUCGCCUAUGUGGUUUCCUGCUAAGCCAACAGUAGAGAAGAAUAAAUAUUUCCUCUUUGGGAUCCUCUGUGGGCUCGCCAUGUACAACAGAGUCACUGCCUAUGUGCCUUUCCCGCUUGCAGCCUUUAAGAAACUGAUUGGCAGGAAACCCACUCUUGAUGAUUUGAAGGAGCUGAGCCCUGUCUUAGGGAAGAGUUUGCAGGCAGUUCUUGAUUACAAGGACAGUGACAUUGAAGAAAACCUUCAGCUAUUUUAUUCUAUAUCUUGGGACAACAUGGAUAUAGACUUAAUUCCAAAUGGCAGUUUGGUAGCUGUGAACAAUGCAAACAAGAAGGAUUUCAUCAACAAGUACGUGGAUUACAUCUUCAACAAAUCAGUGGAGGGAAUUUUCCAAGAGUUCAAGAGAGGGUUUAACAAACUCCUUCCUGAGCCAGUGGUUGAGCACUUCUUUGAGCCCCAGGAACUGAUGGAUGUGGCAAUUGGGAAUGCAAAUUAUGAUUGGGACUUAUAUGAAAAGAAUGCUAUAUACUGGGGGAUGUACAGUGCAACACACCCUACUAUAAGGAUGUUCUGGAACGUUUUCCAUGAGCUUACUUUGGCUGACAAAAAAGGCUUUCUGUUAUUUGUUGUAGGAAGUGACCGGGUCCCUGUGAUGGGGAUGAACUCCUUGCAGAUAAAGAUCCAUUCGCAUAAGUCGUUUUCAGAAGAACAUAUCCCUGAAGCCCAGAUCUGCUUUCAUCUGUUACUUCUGCCAACUUAUUCAAAAAUAGAAAAAUUGAAGGAGAAACUUCUUCAGGCUAUUGAGAACAAUCGAGGCUUUGGCAAACAGUAAAGCUGCCAACUCUGAAACAGAGACUUGAGAUUGCAUUAUGUAUAGCAAAUGGAGGGAGGAUUGUAUCAUAAUUGGGCAGCUGUUCGCUGACCUUUGGCCAGUUGCCUGGCUGAUCCUCCCCCCCCCCCAAUUUAAGAAAAAAUAUUUGAGAACUUAGUGUAGUCUCUUUUGAUGUAUAAUCACCACAGUUUGUACCUAGUGGGUGUGUCUUCUAAGAAUCCAAAGUUACCCUUAAAUGGCCAUAUUCCUGUAUUUUUCCUGUUACCCCCUUUUAAGAUGUGUUUUUAUGGUGAUUUUUAGUUACCAUUGCAGCACCAGCAUAAACCUUUUCAGGUUUGAACUGAUAUGAUAUCUCACCAGGUUUGGAGAUGUAGGAUAGCUUUUUAGUUUAUUUUUUUAAUACCAAAAUUUAAAUGAAAACACACAAUAUACUCAAAUCAUCAUAAGAAUUCUUCUGGAACAAGUAAUAAAAGCAUAUUAAAAUGAUAGAUUUUCAGCCAAAA